Colletotrichum acutatum is the source of this 1179-nucleotide messenger RNA. RefSeq lists its product as uncharacterized. The record is from RefSeq and is a predicted model, not a curated record. The transcript has 3 exons. NCBI's taxonomy places the organism in Eukaryota, Fungi, Ascomycota, Sordariomycetes, Glomerellales, Glomerellaceae. Bases 1 to 1179 code for a protein of 392 amino acids.
AUGUUCCCCGACAGAGAGACCGUCCAUGUCGUCUUAGCGGCAUUCUUCGGAAGUGAUUGGACCUGGGCGAACAGCAAUGUCAACGACAUGAUCGCCAUGACCAGAGAGGCCGAAGUCUGCCUUCUGGGAAUUUUCCACACUCUCGCUGCUAGAGCCGACCUCUACGGAGCCCUACGUGGUCAUUCUGCGUUCUACGCGACCGUUGCGACUGAGCUCAAGACCAGAGGCGAACUCAGUGGCGACGCACUCAAGGAUAUCGAAGAAGUUUACAUUUCAGUCAAGGACACAAUUGCGACUCUUCCGCCCCUUCAGGCUUUGUCCCUCACGGCCCGCCCCAACGAGAUGGGCGCCCUCACGGCUCAGUUCCAGAGCGCCAGCGUCGCCCGACCCGCGGAGAACAAGUCCUGGCCUCCUGCUCACUUCGAUCCGCAUGAACUUGCCCUCAUCGCCACACCGGAGCUUCGAGGCGUCCUCUUCGGCAAGACGCCCCAAACUCCCGGCGCCCUACCUGCAACUCCCAACAAGGCUACCCUGCCUCUUGACACUCGUGCCUAUCUCUGCUCUCUCGCGCUUUCCAACUACCAGCCCGAUAGCACCUGGAACUUGAUUCUGACCCCCAUCGCCAACUUCAAGAGUCAGAUGGAGCGUCGCCAGUGGGCAAUCCCCUCAGACGGACAAUCUCUUUACUACUUCAGCAUUGAGAAUGCCUUGGUUCAAGCCGUCAAAAUCUUCCAGCAUGGAAAGGCUAUCUCUAUUGCUCUCGCCACUCCUUGGUUUGGCCGUACUUGGGGCGCGAUCCCUUCUGCCGACGAGGUCUCUGGCACCGACACGCAGCAGGGUUACGCCGACGGCCUUGAGCUGAUCAUUUUCGACCCUAUCGCCCGCUACAACCACAUCAAGAACAGCCCUCAGAUCAGGGCAAGCCUCUCCAGCCUCUUUGCCUUCCGCCAGUCUAUUCGUGACAAUACCGAAGCGGCGAUUCAGGGAGCCGGAGGACGCUUGAUCCGUGGAUGGUACGGCGGCAAGCUGGAGAUGCCUGCCAACGGAGCUGACAGUGUUCAGCUGGCGAGUGAGUGGAUUCGUCUGCUCGUUCUCGCCGGCGGCGGUCACGUUCAAGAUCCGCUGGCCGUUGACGAUGAGCAGUGGGAGCAGUGGGGUUUCGAGGAGGUGCACAUUUGA